GGGGCGGCUCCCGGCGGCCCCUCCGUCGGUUGCCAUGGUGCCGCGGCCCGGCGUGCUGUGGGCAGUGGCGGCGGCGGCGCUGGCGCUGCUGGUCCGGCGGGCGGCGGCGGCGCUGGCGGGGCCGGUGGUCCGCUGCGAGCCUUGCGACGCUCGGGCGCUGCAGCAGUGCAAGCCCCUGCAGCCCGACUGCCCCGAACGGGUGCGGGAGCCGGGCUGCGGCUGCUGCCUCACCUGCGCCCUCCGCCCGGGGCAGCCCUGCGGCAUCUACACGGAGCGCUGCGGCGCCGGGCUCAGCUGCCAGCCGCGGCGGGAAGAGGCGCGGCCGCUGCAGGCGCUGCUCGAGGGCCGCGGGCUCUGCACCAACGCUACGGCGGGCGGCAGGCUGCGGGCCUUCCUGCUGCCGGGACCGCACGCUGCAGGAAAUUUCAGUGAUUCAGAAGAAGACAGGAGUACCAGCAGCGUAGAAAAUCAGGCCAUUCCAAACUCUCACAGAGUGCCAGAUUCCAAGUCACAUCCACCACACAUCAAAAUAGAUAUCAUCAGGAAAGUGCAAGCCAAAGAUACACAACGCUAUAAAGUCGAAUAUGAUUCGCAGAGUACGGAUACAUUGAAUUUCUCUUCUGAAUCCAAACAAGAGACUGAAUAUGGUCCAUGUCGUAGAGAAAUGGAAGACACUUUAAACCACCUAAAGAUCUUGAAUGUCUUGAGUCCCAGGGGAUUUCAUAUUCCAAAUUGUGACAAGAAGGGAUUCUACAAGAAAAAGCAAUGUCGCCCAUCCAAAGGCCGAAAAAGAGGUUAUUGCUGGUGCGUGGAUAAAUAUGGACAGCCACUUCCUGGGUAUGAUGGGAAGGGAAAAGGAGAUGUCCACUGCUAUAACUUGGAAAGCAAAUGAGGGCUGAGUGCCAGCUCUUCUGGCAUCUGUGCACGGCCACUGGACCUCACAGAGACCUUUGAGGGGCUGGGCAAACACUGUGGGACUGCACUGUGUGUGGAGUAACAAGCUCUGCCUCCUGCAGCACAUGGGGAGUUGCAGCCUCUCUGGAUGCUGCUGCAGCUGCACCCUGCCACUGACACACAUCGAGCUUUCCUAUGGGAUGUGUAGGGAGCUCUGAAUUCCCAUGUAAACCUGCACUAUUGAUACCCAGAGAGAGAAAAACAAAAGGCACUUCAGAAUGGAAUCAGGGAGUCUCCACUGACUUUUUAAAGAAUGGCCUGUGACCAAUUUGAUCCCAAAAGAUACCGGGUUUUUUAAAGAUUUUAUAGACGUUAAGCUUGUAAAAGUAUUAAAAAGAAAAACAAAACCAAAAAAACCACAAUGAUUUAAAGGUUAAGUUUUUUUACAGGUCUGAUGGGAAACUUGUCUUCACGGGUAAAAAGUUUUAUAAAAAUCUCAAAGAACUUUUUAAAGAAAUGUAUUUCUAAAAUAAAGACAUGGCUAUUUUUUUUCUGUAAAAUAUAUUAUGAAUAUUCUGUUAGUCUGUAUUUAAUAUAAUUGUUUUUUAAUAAACUUUAUUUAAAUGUAACAUGUGAAUACCAAAUAUUACACAGUAACUCUAGUGUAUACAUCUGUAUGCAAAGAGAAAGUAAAGUAAGGUUAUGGGAUGAUUUGCAAAUAUGUAUAAAUCUGUAUGCAUACACACUGACCUGUUCUAGGUAAAAGAAAUGAAUUUUUGAAGCAAAGGAAAUGUUUCCAGAAGGGAUUGAGUUUUAUUAUUUGAUAUAACUACAAAUACCAAGAUAAUAUUUUUCUUAAUUAUUUUAUUGAUAAUUCUAAUGUACCCAUCACUGAAUUAUGCCACUGGAAAGGAUAACAAUCGCACUGAAGCUCUUGGUAAAGCUUUCUUCUGUCUGUACGUUGCUUCAGUUUGUGCAACAGGGCUUACAUUUCCUCCAUUUACUGCUUACACUCAUACAGAAUAUUCAUGGAGAAAAAAUUGCUGUUACAGUACUACUCUUUGCAUUUGCUUAUUUAUUUUGAAAAGGUGUAUCUAUUCUGUGUUGUCUUGGUAGCUUCUGCCAAAGCACUUACUCUGUAUGAGGAACUCCUGUUGAAAACAACGUUGACAAGAUGGGGUGUUGAGACCCAUGCAUUUCAUUUAUGCGACACACAAUUGUUGCUUUCUUUGACUAUGGUGGAAUCAUUUGCCUGCAUCUAAGCAUAGAAAAAGAACCAUUUGGUUUAAAUAGUUAAACUCACUGUCUGCCAUAGUGCUACAUGUCUUUUUAAUUGGAAGAGAAGUGAUUUGGUUUUGUUGUGGUAUGUGAUGCUUUCACAUAAGGAAGGCUUUGGCAGAUUUUUUUUUUUUUUUUGAGGCUGAUUGUUUAAUGUACUUUGUGAAAAAUUCUGUAUGACAGUGAAAUCUGGAUAAGGAAAGGUGGCCUAUGAAAUGUAUCAUCUCUCUGGAAAAAUAAUGCCAUAUUUUGUAUAUGUAUUUAUUUAUAUAUUUUAUAUAAAUAUUUUAUAUAUUUAUAUAAAUAUAUAUUCUUAUAUGUCUCACUAUAAAUGUUUGAUAUCACUGUAGAAAAAAGAAUCCUUCUACACUAAUUUCUUGUUGGGUUGGGAACUCCAUGAGGACUAAGGACAGUGGGCUUUCAGCUGUUGGAGCUAGGGGUUGUGUUGAUGGAGGAGAGCCUGUGGUGCUGAGGAGCCCAUUCCUCUCCCACUGCAUGAAUUAAAACCAUCCUUGUUCCUGCCAGCAAUGGCAAAUGUCUAGAAACUCUGAUGUGGAAGGAUUUUGGAUAUGCAGCUUGCCAGGAUUGGGGCAACCCAUCACCGUAACUCAGACAUUUAAUGCCUUACCCUGAAAUGUGUUAGCUGAACAGCACUAUGAGUGUUCACAUCUUUUCAACUUCUAAUGAAAUGAGUCCAUAUCAUCAUUAAAACUGAAAUUUUAUAAUUUCUUGGUAAGAAAAAAGUUGUACACGGAGUGAUGCUUACUCCAGGCUAAUACAGAUUUCCUGACACAUGGUUACAGAAAGCUUUGUGAGGUGAAGAUUUAUAGCAAUAUUUUUUUUGCUAAAGCAGAUCUAAUGCCUGCAAAGAUUUGUUGGCAAAAUAAUAAAUGCUGGGCUUUUUCUUUUUUCUUUUUUUUCUUUUCUUUUUUAGAGUUGUAAACCAGUUCUUUCAAAUAAUUUCACAGAGAGAAGAAAGUUGUACACACAACAAUACUUGGGCAUGUAAUCAUAGAUAACAAAAUAAGGGUUGGAUUAAUUUGAGUUAUUAUUUUGCCUCUUUUUUUAAAAUAACUAUCUGGUGAGCCUUCUGAAAACAAAAAUCAGUUUCUUUUAAGUAAUAGCUGCUUUGCAAGGCACAUUUUGCAAAGUGCCUUGUAUGCAUACAUUUGUAUGUAAGAAGUUUUAACAGCCUGUGACAGGCUUUAUGAUUCAGGUAUUUUGUCAAGUGUUUUAAUUUUUUAUGGUUUUUUUUCUACCAUUAAAAUAUGUAUAAACAAAUAUAGAAGAAACUGGCUAGCAGAGGUCCUUAAGUCAUAUAUUUUAUGAAAAAAAAACCCAAAAAACUACACCUCAAGGAGCUAAACCUGAUUUAAGUCUGUCACAUGAAUACUUAAGGAAUGGCGUUCAGCUCCUUUAUUAGUACUAACAGUCUUUAGUUAUGUUACAGAGAAAACAUACAGCCAUAAGGGGGAAAAAAAAAAAAUCUGUGUAUAAAUCACUUUUGUUAUUUUGCUUCCAACAGAUGUUUUUAAAACAGAAAUUGUGUUUAAAAAUAGCCCCAAAAAUAAAGUCUCACCUGUAAUUUAAAGUGUCCUUUUCAGAAGUUGCCUAUUAAAUAUUUUUUACAAGCACAGUUGCUUGCAGUAUUGGAUACUUGCCACUGUCAGUCUGAUGUCCCUGCCGGUUGACACUGGUAUGAAAUGCAAAACAACAUUAUUAUCUGUCUCAAAAAAAAGAACUUUUUUUUAAAUGAAAGAAUCAGUAGUGGCUUUUUCCUUUUUUUUUUUUUUUUU
Molecule: messenger RNA, 3968 nt
Organism: Pseudopodoces humilis (Tibetan ground-tit)
Lineage: Eukaryota; Metazoa; Chordata; Aves; Passeriformes; Paridae
Gene: IGFBP3
Product: insulin like growth factor binding protein 3
Biological process (GO): regulation of insulin-like growth factor receptor signaling pathway
Cellular component (GO): extracellular region
Molecular function (GO): insulin-like growth factor I binding; insulin-like growth factor II binding; fibronectin binding
Source: RefSeq, a predicted model, not a curated record